UCAAUGAGGGAUGUGGGAGGCCGGAGCAUUCCUGAGCAUUGACGUGGUGGAGGCUGCACUCUCUGCAGCCAUGGGGCCCUGGCGCUGCCUGCUCCUGCUGCCGCUCCUGGCCCCGGCCCUACGAGCCCAGCAGCAGCAGUUCAUGGAGUACGUGGAGCGGCGCCUCACCCUCCUCGAGGAGAGGAUCUCCCAAUGGUACGAGCAGAGCAGCCGCUACUCCUCAGAGCUGAGGGACUUCAAGAACCAGGUGCUGGGGAUGCUGGAGACGGCUGAGAAGGAGCGGGAGGCUCUGCGGGCCGAGGCCGAGGCCGCAGCCGUGCGCAUGGAGCGGCUGGAGCGGGAGGUGGAUUACCUGGAGACACAGAACCCGGCACCCCCAUGCCUGGAGGUGGACGAGGCGCUGAUGGAGAAGCAGGUGGCUACAGCCAAGCAGAGGAAGAAUGAGAAGUACAGCAAGGUCACAGACUGCAGUGACACCAUCGGCAGCAUCAGAGCCAUGAAGAUCCUGAAGCGCUUUGGGAGCUCCUCGGGGCUCUGGACCAAGGAUGCUGCAGGGAGCACGGAGAAGAUCUACGUCCUGGACGGCACCGCCAACGACACCGUCUACGUGUUCCCCCGCAUGAGGGAGUUCACCCUGUUCUCAGCCACCCGCAAGGCCGCGCGCAUCAAGCUGCCCUACCCCUGGGUGGGCACCGGGCACCUGGUCUAUGACGGGCACCUCUACUACAUCCGCCAGCAGGGCUCCUUCCAGGUGAUCAAGUUCAACCUGGCCAACAAGACGGUGGUGGACAGCUCGGUGUUCCCGGCCGAGGAGCAGAUCCCUGUCUUCGGCCUCUCCCCAUUCACCUACAUUGAGAUGGCUGCGGACGAGGAAGGGCUUUGGGCCAUCUACGCCACCAAGGAGGACGAGAAGAACAUCUGCCUGGCCAAGCUGGACCCGUCCUCGCUGGACAUCGAGCAGAUGUGGGACACCCCCUGCCCAAGGGAGAACGCGGAAGGAGCCUUCGUGGUGUGUGGAGCCCUACAUGUGGUGUACAACACGCGCCUGCCCAGCCGCUCCCGUGUGCAGUGUGUGUUCGAUGUCAGUGGUACCUUGUCCCCCGAUGAUGCCUCCCUUGUCUACUUCCCCAAGCGCUAUGGGUCCCACUCCAGCCUCAAGUACAGCCCCCGGGAGAGGCAGCUCUAUGCCUGGGAUGACGGAUACCAGAUCAUCUACCGCAUGGAGAUGAAGAAGAAGCUGGAGCUCUGAGGUGUGCUGCACAUCUGGACACCUCGCGCCCCACAGCACCGGAUCCCGUCACUGUGACACGAUGGAUGCUGGGUACCCCCAUGUGCAUCUGUGCCCGGAGCACCCUGCAGGAACCCGCUCUUAUUUAAUGAGGUGUUCUUCUCUGUGAUGUGAUGAAUAAAGGCCAUGCAGCAAGCUGCAGGCACUGCUU
Molecule: messenger RNA, 1439 nt
Organism: Melopsittacus undulatus (budgerigar)
Lineage: Eukaryota; Metazoa; Chordata; Aves; Psittaciformes; Psittaculidae
Gene: OLFML3
Product: olfactomedin like 3
Exons: 3
Coding region: 11-1249 (412 amino acids)
Biological process (GO): signal transduction
Source: RefSeq, a predicted model, not a curated record